Anopheles arabiensis is the source of this 2868-nucleotide messenger RNA. RefSeq lists its product as uncharacterized. Gene Ontology annotation, molecular function: peptide receptor activity; guanylate cyclase activity. Bases 501 to 2411 code for a protein of 636 amino acids. The record is from RefSeq and is a predicted model, not a curated record. The transcript has 8 exons. Gene Ontology annotation, biological process: intracellular signal transduction; receptor guanylyl cyclase signaling pathway; cGMP biosynthetic process. NCBI's taxonomy places the organism in Eukaryota, Metazoa, Arthropoda, Insecta, Diptera, Culicidae.
GAUGAAGAUGUCUUUACUACGCGACGAGUCCGCUGGCAUAGUCAGUCGUCCGCACGCGUCCAGUGAGUUCGGGUCGGUUGGUCCUAACGCUAUGGUUAGCCAGCGGGAUCGCUUCCAUAUCAGUUGCUAUCUCAUCUCAAGGCAGCCGGCAGCAGUGUCGUUUCAUCUAAUCUAAUUUCAUAGUCAUUCAAAUUCUAUAUUCAAGCAAGUGCACGAACGCAAACGGGACGGUGAGUGAUCAGUGUGACGGUACGAUAGGUACACGUCGACGUGCUACCUCGAUGCCGGUGCCGUUGUGCUAUACCGCGUGGCGUGAAAUAUGUAAUACGUUUCAACAAAACUGUCCCCGGAGAAUACGGUGGUGAGAAGCGGCAGGCGAAGGAUUACAGUUUGGUUUCUACACGUUCCAACCACAUUCGGCACGCAAGACACGGUCUCAAAAUAGGAAACCGUUAUCGUUACCAUAACGGUGAUUCUUCGGUAAAUCUACUUUAGAAAAAAUGAAACCUCGAGCCCAUCACACCGACAGCUCUUCGAUCAAAUCGAUCAGCUCUGAAGACGUCAGCACACAGCAGCACUAUCAUGGAAACAUGUGCUGCAGUGCGGAAGCGAAGAAUCCGGCGUUCAAACGAGGUCGCCAACUGCAGCAAAUGCAGAUGAUCAUUCUUCCAUUUAUACCAAUCCUGGCACUGAUUGUGCAAACUUCCUACGAGAUGAUCGAGAUCGUUAGCUACCGCAUGGAGGUGACAGAGAUCGAAAACCAGGUUACCAUGGCGACGGACCUGGGAAAGGUCGUGACGCGCUUGCAGCAAGAACGUUCCGACGUGGCAUUCCAUAUCUAUACCAACGGGAUGACACUGCGAAGGAAUCUGAACGACACGUUUCUCGAAACAGAUCUGGCGCUGGACAACAUGUCGUCCUGGCCUGACAUUUCGAUACGCACUAUUCAACCAAACAACGGUGAGGUAACGUGGCUUAACAUGAGCGAAUUCCGCGAGACACUUCAGGAGUUUCGCGCCAACAUCAGCACCGAGGACAGUACAGUACCGCAGAUUUUGCGAUGGUACACGACCGCUAACGCAGCACUGUUGGAGCAUCUUACCAACCAAAUAAAGGAUGCGAACAAAAGCGGGGUGUGGCGGUUUCUGUUGAGCUUCAAGAAUUUGCUUCGUAGCAUCGAAAGCUUGGACAUAUCUUCGGUGUACGGUAUCAAUUACUAUGGUCGUGGAUAUCUCAAGCCCGAUUCAUACAUCAAGUACGUGCAGCAUGAUAUCCUCGGGCGGGACCUGUUGAAUGGAUCGCUUCAUUUUGUUCCAUCGCUGAAAGUGAUCUAUCGGAACAUCACACUCACGAUGCGAAGCUACGGCAACAUAACCCAGUGGAGCAAAACCAUCCAGAAGAACUUGCGACGAGAAGGAAACGUGGCUGAUGCACGUUCGUACUACGAGUCUAUGGCGUAUUACAUUGACGAACUGCGGAAGCUGCAGAGAGCGUUGCGGUCGAUCAUACGCAAUGAGGUUCAGAAAGUACUCCAGUCGGCAGACAACAUGGAAACCUUCGGCAUUGCCAUCCUGGUGGUCGUACUUAUUGUUUCUCCAAUCAUCAUCAUACUGGUGCGAAAUGCGGCCGCAACCAUACAACUGUACGCUAUUAAUCUGGCUCACAAAGCGAAAGAACUGAAACGGGAGAAGCGUAAAUCCGAUUCACUGCUGUUCCAGAUGCUACCACCAACGGUGGCCACACAACUGAAGCAGGCCCAAACUGUCCCCGCGGAGUACUACUCGGCAGUGACGAUAUUUUUCAGCGACAUCGUUGGCUUCACCGAAAUUGCUGCGGAAUGCACGCCAUUGGAGGUGGUCUCCUUCCUGAAUGCCAUCUACCGGAUGUUCGACGAGCGCAUUGAGUGUUACGAUGUGUACAAAAUCGAAACCAUUGGCGACUCGUACAUGGUGGCUUCCGGAUUGCCGGUGAAAAACGGUGGCAACAAACAUGUGGCGGAAAUAGCAACAAUGGCUCUGGAUCUAUUGGAUGCUUCCGGCUACUUCAGCAUACCGCAUAAGGCCAAUGAACCGGUACAGAUACGCUGCGGCAUACAUACAGGACCUGUGGUAGCUGGUAUUGUUGGUACAAAAAUGCCAAGGUAUUGCCUUUUUGGCGAUACGGUUAAUACUGCAUCCCGCAUGGAGUCUACGGGCGAAGCUCUAAAAAUUCACAUUUCUGCCGAAAUGAACGAAGCGCUGGUUAAGGUGGGAGGAUUCAAAACGGAACACCGUGGAUUGAUCGAUGUAAAGGGCAAGGGCCUGAUGGACACAUACUGGCUAACGUGCAAGGAGGGUGCAACCCCGAACAAUAGUCAUGGAGAGGUGGCUUGGUUUGCGGAUAUGAAGCCGGUGUAUUUAAAAAUAGUUUAAUGAAACACCAAACGACUAGCGACUGGCCUACAUGAAUUAAGAGAACUAGCAGCAGCAGCAGCAGCAGCAGCAGCAGCAACAGCUGCUCUUGAUAUGAUGAAAUUACCGACUGCAGCAAAGCUUCGGAAGCAUGGUUUAUUUUAUGAGUUGUGUAAUAGCCAAUAGAGAAAGGUUUAGAACGAGCAUGCAAAGCACAUGGAUCAGCUUGAUAGGGUAGAAGUUUUGUUUAUUAACAACGAUACAAAAUGGUGCAGUUAAUGUAUUGGUGUAACUUUUGUAACAAUUGGUGUACGAAAUCAAAUAUUGCGUUUGCUAUUUGGCCUGCUAUAAACAAUUCGGUACAUGCCUCGUAUUUAAGCAUAUAACAUUACUAACCGAUCAAUUUUAACCGCCAGAGAGUGUCCCACAUGUUCAAUGUAAGGUUUCAAAAACCCGUACAAAAAUAAAGAAAAAUAGA